Messenger RNA from Sorghum bicolor (sorghum), 1083 nucleotides. RefSeq lists its product as uncharacterized. Bases 1 to 1083 code for a protein of 360 amino acids. The transcript has a single exon. NCBI's taxonomy places the organism in Eukaryota, Viridiplantae, Streptophyta, Magnoliopsida, Poales, Poaceae. The record is from RefSeq and is a predicted model, not a curated record.
AUGGCCACCAAAGAGUCUGAUGCCCAAGUUUCUUCUAAGAAGGAAUUUGCCGAGCUAGCUCUUGAUGGACACAACUUCCCUACAUGGGCGAUGGAUCUCAAAGUGAGUCUAUCGUUACGCGGAAUGUAUAGGGCAAUUGACACUCCCAAACAGGGAGAUGCUCCAUUGUCUGAACCAUCCAAGUACCAUGCCUUAUACAUAAUAAGGAACCACAUCCAUUCAGAUCUCAAAGCUGAAUAUCUGAUGGAAGAGGACCCACGGGCUCUCUGGCUUGCUUUGCAACAGCGGUAUGAGCAACAAAAGGCAGUUAUUCUCCCGGAGGCCACUCAUGAGUGGAACCACCUCCGCAUUCAAGAUUUCAAAUCUGUGAAUGAAUAUAACCAUGCCAUGCACAAACUCAGUUCCAAACUGAGGUUUUGUGAAAAGGAGCCAUCUGAUGCGGAGAAAAUUGAAAAGACUUUGUCUACCAUGCUUCCCGCUCAAAUGAUCCUCCAACAGCAAUACCGUGAGAGGGGAUUCACAGUCUAUUCUGAUCUCAUUAAAACAUUACUUCAGGCUGAGAGGCACAAUGAGCUCCUCAUAUGGAACUCCAAUCAAGGCCCUGUCGGUGCCAAGCCCUUGCCCGAAGUACAUGCAAAUGCUCAGAAACAGACACCAAAGGAUGCCAACAAAAAUGGCAAUCCUAGAUCCUCCAAAGGCAAAAACAAGCGCAAGGGACCCCGUAAGCCUCGAGGUACUAAGGGCAAAGGCAACAACUCUAAGUCAAAAGACAAGUCCUCAACUUGUACAAAGUGUGGUUGCUACAACCACCCGACUAAGAAAUGCCGCACCCCUAAGCACCUUGUGGAACUGUACUUGCAUUCCGUGGGACGAGGACGCUCCAACCAAGGACGCUCCAACCAAGGUGGACAACCGUCUGAAGCACACUUCAACGAUCUGGCAGCCCCCGGAUGUUCCAACCCCGCCCCAGCGGGACCGAGCAACACAAUGGCGCCUCUUCCACCUGAUGGCAUGGCAAAUGACUCCACCAACAACAUGAUCAUUGAAUACAAUUCUGAUGAUCUGUUCGGCGACUACAACUAG